Schistosoma turkestanicum is the source of this 644-nucleotide messenger RNA. Lineage: Eukaryota; Metazoa; Platyhelminthes; Trematoda; Strigeidida; Schistosomatidae. The record is from the annotation of a GenBank genome assembly.
GUGAUAUGCGGGUUAUAUGAAUGUUGCGAACUAGUUAAGGAGUUGACCUUGGAUGUCCAUUGUUCUUCAAUGUCAAAUAUAUGUCCUCGCUUGAUAGACUACUUUGUAUUUGUUGGAUCACGAUUACCUGGGAAUUUAAACUCUGUUCAGUCCCCCGAAAUUCUUUGUCGAUUCCCUCCUACAGAUCACAAGGAUUUCCCGCUCCCUACAGAUGUGUCUUUCUUUUGCCAGCCUGAAGGAUGUAUUAAUACCUCCAGCAACACAUUCCCUAUAAAAUCUUUGAAUAAUGGCCACAAUGGAAUAAAAUCUGUGACGUUUUUAUUUUCAUUAACUGAUAAAGAUUCCAGUAAAACGCGUUAUGGUAUUUGCAUCAACUUCUUUAGACCAGUUAAUGCUAAUAGAUCUAGUAGAAAUUCGGACGUAUCCGUUUCACAUUCCAAUGAAUCUUAUAGAUCACUUGAAACUAUCCAGGAUAACUCCUCAUCAAUUGUAAAACAGAAUAAUACGAAUAGUACCUAUAGCUUAACGUCAAUAUGUUUAAUUACCCAUUAUGCUUUUGCCACGACAUUUGCACAACUGGUACAAUAUAUACAUGCAAUUCUAAAGAAGCUACACAAGUUAUCAAAACCUGGAUGUGUGGAUAG